Messenger RNA from Artibeus jamaicensis (Jamaican fruit-eating bat), 4269 nucleotides. It is a transcript of the gene KL, whose product is annotated as klotho. The coding region runs from base 26 to 3061 and encodes 1011 amino acids. Gene Ontology annotation, molecular function: hydrolase activity, hydrolyzing O-glycosyl compounds. Gene Ontology annotation, biological process: carbohydrate metabolic process. NCBI's taxonomy places the organism in Eukaryota, Metazoa, Chordata, Mammalia, Chiroptera, Phyllostomidae. The transcript has 5 exons. The record is from RefSeq and is a predicted model, not a curated record.
GCCCCGGCGCCCCGAUCCGCGCAGGAUGCCAGCCCGGGCCUCGCCGCGCAGCCCGCGGUCGCGGCGGCUGCUACCGCGGCUGUUGCUGCUGUUGGCGCUGGGCGGCUGCCGCCUGCGCGCGGAGCCCGGGGACGGCGCGCAGGUCUGGAGCCGCUUCGCGCGCCCUCCGGCCCCCGAGGCCGCGGGCCUGCUCCACGACACCUUCCCCGACGGCUUCUUCUGGGCCGUGGGCACCGCCGCCUACCAGACGGAGGGCGGAUGGCGGCAGCACGGCAAGGGCGCGUCCGUCUGGGACACGUUCACCCACCACCCGCCCGCGCCCCCGGGUGACCCCCAGGCAGCCGGCCUGCCCACGGGCGCCCCGUCGCCGUCCCCGCCCGCCACCGGGGACGUGGCCAGCGACAGCUACAACAACGUCUUCCGCGACACGGAGGGGCUGCGGGAGCUCGGGGUCACCCACUACCGCUUCUCCAUCUCGUGGGCGCGGGUGCUCCCCCACGGCAGCGCGGGCGCCCCAAACCGCGAGGGGCUGCGCUACUACCGACGCCUGCUGGAGCGGCUGCGGGAGCUGGGCGUGCAGCCCGUGGUCACCCUGUACCACUGGGACCUGCCCCAGCGCCUGCAGGACGCUUACGGAGGCUGGGCCAACCGCGCCGUGGCCGACCACUUCAGGGAUUAUGCGGAGCUCUGCUUCCGCCACUUCGGCGGCCAGGUCAAGUUCUGGAUCACCAUCGACAACCCCUACGUGGUGGCCUGGCACGGCUACGCCACCGGGCGCCUGGCUCCCGGCGUCCGGGGCAGCGCGCGGCUCGGGUACCUGGUGGCGCACAACCUCCUCCUGGCUCAUGCCAAAAUCUGGCACCUCUACAACACUUCCUUCCGCCCGACUCAGGGGGGCCAGGUGUCCAUCGCCCUCAGCUCCCACUGGAUCAGCCCCCAGAGAAGGACGGACCGCGGCAUCCAAGAAUGCCAGAAAUCUCUGGACUUCGUUCUCGGCUGGUUCGCCAAACCCAUAUUCGUUGAUGGCGAUUACCCCGACAGCAUGAAGAACAACCUGUCAUCCCUCCUGCCAACCUUCACUGAACCUGAGAAGAAGUUCAUCAGAGGCACAGCCGACUUUUUUGCUCUCUCCUUUGGACCGACCUUGAGUUUUCAGCUCCUGGACCCUGCCAUGAAGUUCCGCCAAGUAGAAUCCCCCAGCCUGAGGCAGUUGCUCUCCUGGGUUGACCUCGAAUACAACCACCCACAGAUAUUUAUUGUGGAAAAUGGCUGGUUUGUCUCAGGAACCACCAAGCGAGAUGAUGCCAAGUAUAUGUAUUACCUCAAAAAGUUUAUAAUGGAAACGUUAAAAGCUAUCAGGCUGGAUGGGGUGAAUGUCAUCGGGUACACGGCGUGGUCCCUCCUGGAUGGCUUCGAGUGGCACCGAGGCUACAGCAUCCGGCGUGGGCUCUUCUACGUGGACUUCCUGAGCCAGGAUAAGAAGUUGUUGCCCAAGUCUUCAGCCUUGUUCUACCAACAGCUGAUAGAGAAGAACGGCUUCCCUCCUUCACCUGAAAACCAACCCCUAGAAGGGACCUUUCCCUGUGACUUUGCUUGGGGAAUCGUGGACAACUACAUUCAAGUGGACACCGCUCUGUCCCAGUUCACCGACCCACAUAUCUACCUGUGGGACGUGCACCGCAGCAAGGGACUCCUGAAGGUGGAUGGCCUCACGGCCAGGAAGAGGCCGCCCUCCUGCGCGGACUUCACGGCCAUCCGCGCCCAGGUGGCCCUCCUGCAGGAAGCGCACGCCACGCACUUCCACUUCUCGCUGGACUGGGCCCUGGUCCUGCCGCGUGGCGACCGGUCCCAGGUGAACCUCACGGCCCUGCACUUCUACCGCUGCAUGGCCAGUGAGCUCGUGAGCGCCAACAUCACGCCUGCGGUGGCCCUGUGGCGCCCGGCCACCCCGCACCAAGGCCUGCCCGAGCCGCUGGCCCGGCAGGGUGCCUGGGAGAACCCCCGCACUGCCCUGGCCUUUGCCGAAUACGCCCGCCUGUGCUUCCAGGAGCUCGGCCCGCACGUCAAGUUCUGGAUCACGAUGCAGGAGCCCCCCACGCGGAACAUGACCUACAGCGCCGGGCACAACCUGCUGAAGGCGCACGCGCUGGCCUGGCGUGCCUACGACGGGCAAUUCAGACGCUCCCAGAAGGGGAAAAUAUCCCUGGCCCUGCAGGCCGACUGGAUCGAGCCGGCCUGCCCUUCCUCGCCGAAGGACCAAGAAGGGGCGGAGAGGGUGCUGGAGUUUGACAUCGGCUGGCUGGCCGAGCCGGUGUUCGGCUCUGGGGAUUACCCGCGGGCGAUGCGGGACUGGCUGAACCAGAGGAACAAUUUCCUCCUGCCCUACUUCACCGAGGAGGACAAGAGGCUCGUCCGGGGCUCCUUCGACUUCCUGGCGGUGAGCCACUACACCACCAUCCUCGUGGACUGGGAGAAGGAAGAGCCGAGCAAGUACAACGACUACCUGGAGGUGCAAGAGAUGACGGACAUCACGUGGCUCAACUCGCCCAGUCAGGUGGCCGUGGUGCCCUGGGGCUUGCGCAAAGUCCUGGGCUGGCUGAAGUCCAAGUAUGGAGACUUGCCCACCUACGUCAUCUCCAGUGGCAUCGAUGACGACCUGCAAGCAGGCCAAGACAGGCUGAGGGUGUACUACAUGCAGAAUUACCUGAACGAAGCUCUGAAAGCCUACGUGUUGGACGGGGUCAACCUCUGUGGCUACUUCGCCUACUCGUUCAGCGACCGCACGGCGCCCGGGUUUGGCCUCUAUCGUUACGCUGCCGGUCAGUUUGAGCCCAAACCAUCCGUGCAGCAUUACAGAAACAUCAUCGACGGCAACGGCUUCCCUGGCCCGGAAACGCUGGGCGGGCUGUGUGCGGAGGACUUCUCGCUGUGCGCGGAGUGCACCUUUCCCCACCCCCAGAGGGGUUUGCUGGCCUUUGUCGCAUUCCUGCUCUUCGCCGUCAUCAUCUCGCUUUCCCUUAUGUUUUACUACUCCAGGAAAGGCAGGAGAAGUUACAAAUAGUCCUGAACACUGUCCUAUUUAUUUAUUAUGCAUACGCAUUAGCUGUUCGCCAUUUGCACUUGUCGGCGCUGUGACACUGUCGAUUUCAUACAUCUGAUUUCUGUGAAACCUUUCUUCCACGUGUGACAGGUUUUGAAAUAAGCACAGGUGACUGUAAAACCUUAAAUAAUGUGAAUUGUGCCUGGGUUUUUUUUGGGGGGGGCGGGGGGAGUGGUCAACAACCCAGGGGCCAUCAUUUCUAUGACACCUUCUGUAACAGAACACUGGGAAACAGGAACCGUUCUGUAACAUUUUUACAGAAAUUUAAGGACGAGGUUGGGAUAGUUUUACCUGUGCCCAUUCCUAAAUAAUGUGUUUUACUUAAAGUAAUAAUCGAAAGGGUUGGAAAUCAAAGCUAAUUCCCAAGCAACCAUCUCCCAGCCUCCACGAGAGGCCCGAUGGUCUCUGUGCGACCGAGUGUCCCUUGAAAAGGCAGGUGACAGAAUGCAGGAGAGAUGACGGGGCCCUGGGCGGGAGCUGUCCUCUCAGAUGCAGCAUUUCUGCCAAAUGCUGCUGACGUUAAUCCGUCUCUGGUUCGUGACAUGCCUGGCGGAGCGAGUUGUAGAACUUGAUAUUUUUAGGUGACUUUCAAGGCCCCCUCAGGACCCCCGAGCUCUUGAAAGGUUUGUGUCGCGGGGCCCUGGGGAGGGCCGGCCCGAUCACCAGGGACUUUCCAUGACUUUGCACAAAGUAAACAUGACUCAGGAGUUGCCGGGCACCUCAGGAGGCACACCCCGAUGCUGAACGCGCCGCACUGCCGGGAACCGGGAGGAGGGAAGGCGUGAAGAGUCCGUGUUCUGAGCAACAGGAUGACUCAUUUGGCUAUAAGCCCUUUCCUUGUAGCAAAGGCCUUGGAAUGAAUGAGGUGCCCUUUUGGAGAGAGUCAGAAAAGGUGUAACUCACCCUGUGAAGAAUGGCUUGACUCGGCUCUUUAGAAUGAGCCAUCAUUUCUGUGAGUGGGGUUUUAGAAAUGUCCCCGGGUCCCACGGCACGUGGCCUGCUCACACUGGAAAGUUUGUGUCCCUGUGUGCUGAGGCCCCGUUGCCAUUCUUGCUGCUGCUGCUGCUGUGGUGGAACUAGCUUGCAACUAGUUUUGCUUUGAAUCUUGACACUGUGACAGGCUGCGGGUGUCCUGGUAUCCUCCAGUGCCCCUGACGUUGGUCUUGCUG